Molecule: messenger RNA, 1614 nt
Organism: Calidris pugnax (ruff)
Lineage: Eukaryota; Metazoa; Chordata; Aves; Charadriiformes; Scolopacidae
Gene: ARHGAP9
Product: Rho GTPase activating protein 9
Exons: 13
Coding region: 1-1488 (495 amino acids)
Biological process (GO): regulation of GTPase activity; signal transduction
Cellular component (GO): cytoplasm
Molecular function (GO): phospholipid binding; protein binding
Source: RefSeq, a predicted model, not a curated record
AUGCUGGCGGGGCGGUGGCGGCUGGAGGGGCGGCGGUGGCGGCGUGCCGAGCCAGCCGUGGUGCUCCACGCUCUCUACAACUACGCGUACCGUGCCGAGGACGGGCGGCAGGUGGCCAUGGCCGCUGGCGAGCAGUUAUUGCUGCUCCACAAAGCCAACGAGGACUGGUGGCAGGUGAGACGGGCCGGUGAGCCCCGCUGGGCUCGGCCCUUCUUUGUCCCUGCUACCUACGUGGCCGAGCUGGACCCUGGUGACACUGGGAGACGGAACACGCUGCCCCCCAGCCAGCCUGUGGGCACGGGCCUGUCACCGCAGAAGAGUUGGGGGGUCUCCUGGGGGGUACUGGCCGGGAACAGCCUCAUCUUCUACAAGGAGCCCAAGGGGCCGGCACCCACUGCCUGGUGUCCUGCCAGCAGCCGCCCGGAGAGCAGCAUGGAUUUGCGGGGCGCUGUCCUGGAUUGGGCCCAUGACCUCUCCAGCAAGAAGAACGUCCUCCACCUCCGCACUGUGACGGGCAAUGAGUUCCUGCUACAGUCGGACCAAGAGGCCACCAUCCAGGAGUGGGCCCAGGCCAUCCGGGGGGUCAUCCGCCGGCUGGACCUGGAGAACCCCAUGGACAUGCCUGUGGGGUGGCUGCACCAGGGGGACGUUGGGGACCUGGUGGAGUUCAGCGGGGACGAGGAUGAAGCACCACGGGUCACUGAGGGGGCUGGGGCUCCAGGUGCCCCCCAUGCCCCCGAUGCCUCGGAGAAGAAGCGGGUGAAGAGCAAGCUGAGGCGCUUCAUCAUCAAGCGGCCCCCUCUCCAGAGCCUGCAGGAGAAGGGGCUGAUUCGAGACCAGGUUUUUGGGUGCCGCCUGGAUGCCCUGUGCCAGCGGGAGAGCACCACUGUGCCCCGCUUUGUCCGGCUCUGCGUGGAGGCUGUCGAGGAGAGAGGCCUUGACGUCGAUGGGAUCUACCGGGUCAACGGGAACCUCUCUGUCAUCCAGAAACUGCGCUUUGCUGUGGACCGGGAGCGAGCCGUGACCUCGGACGGGCGCUACGUCUUCCCUGAGCAGCCAUGCCAAGAGGAGCGGCUCAGCCUGGCAGACCCCGAGUGGAGCGAUGUCCAUGUGGUGACUGGUGCCCUCAAGCUCUUCUUUCGGGAGCUGCCCGAGCCCUUAGUGCCCUACAGGCUCUUCGACCCCUUCAUUGAAGCCGUCAAGCUGCCGGACCCUCAGGAGCAGGUGAAGCGGGUGGCUGAGCUGGUGCAGAGCCUGCCCCCCCCUAACCAUGCCACCCUCCGCUACCUUCUGGCUCACCUCCGCCGCGUGAUGGAGCGGGUGGAUGUCAACCGCAUGACACGGCAGAACAUCGGGAUCGUGUUCGGGCCGACGCUGCUGCGGCCAGAGCGGGAGCCGGGCAGCCUGGCAGUGGACAUGGCCCAGCAGAACCAGGUCGUGGAGCUGCUGCUGGCACACUUUGACCACAUCUUCCCCACGCCCUCCUGAGCACGCCUGUCCCCCCGCCUCAAAUUCAGGCACACUGCUCUUGCUGCCAGUGCUCCUUCCUACCCCCAAGUCCUCUGCCCCAUGUACCUUUGACUCUGCAGUAAACGAGCACCUUCCCCGGCACCA